GUUAUUUAAAUUGUUAAUUUAUUGCACGAACGUUACCCUUGCGCAGAGUUAAACAAACUGGGAAGGAUUGAAACCAUAUAUGAAAUACUGCUAUUUGUAAGGGUUUUUUAUUCAAAAUGCAACCUCAAAAUAUAUCUUUAAAAUAUAAUAUGUGCUCUUGAUUGGAAAAAUCCUUGCUGCAGAAGGGGCGCAGCUUUGUUUGCCUGUCAGAUUUACCAUAAGAACCGCAGUACUACAUACAAACAUUUAUUGGCCGGAAGCGGUGCAGGAAAUUCUUUUUUUGUGAAUAAGCUAUAUAUUUGGCCUAGUGAUCGCCAUACAAAACUUCAGAAAGUCUGGUUUGUCAGACCGCCUUGUCUUGAAGCCGGCGGUAUAUAAUUGUAGUCAGUAAAACACGGUAUACACUUCUUCCUCAUCACAACCAUCAUGCCUGCUGAAUCUCAUGUUGAAAAUUCCCCGUGGAUCGGAUCAUUUCGAACUACCGGUAACGAUGGAAAAGUGGAAGAAUUCCUAAUGAGUGUCGGGCAUACCAAAGAAAACGCUAAGCGACUGGGAACUCCCGUGACAACCUUUACCUUCUCCAAUAACGACGGCAAAUGUGGAUACAGAAUUGAAUUUGAAGGAUUUUCGAAAGACACACCCUUUGAACUGGGGAAGCCUUUUCAGUAUCCUGCCAAAAAUCGCGGAGAGGGAGUGAUAAUUACGCAACGGUACGACUGGACCGAACCCACCCGUACCAUGCGGUCAACUGUGAAAACUACCGAAGGAUUUGACUUUACCGAAGAUUAUACUUUCGCUCCUGAUUACAAUUCGGCGGAAUUGGUUCGGACAUCUCCCAGUGUGCAGUCACGUACUGUUUUGCAGCGUAUCGCAGAAUGUAAACCACUUUAAUAAUAUCCAUUCUCACGACAAACUGUAAAAGUGUUUUGGUACGCAUUCCAGUCGAAAUGUGAAUCCGGGAACGUCUUCUGAGAAAACAUGAUCGUAGUGACACAAGAAUAUGAUGAUUACCCUGAUAAGUAUCGCCUGCGAUUUCGUACGUAG
This is a messenger RNA of Paramacrobiotus metropolitanus, 1044 nucleotides long. RefSeq lists its product as uncharacterized. The record is from RefSeq and is a predicted model, not a curated record. Bases 427 to 891 code for a protein of 154 amino acids. Lineage: Eukaryota; Metazoa; Tardigrada; Eutardigrada; Parachela; Macrobiotidae. The transcript has 3 exons.